Molecule: messenger RNA, 997 nt
Organism: Diabrotica balteata
Lineage: Eukaryota; Metazoa; Arthropoda; Insecta; Coleoptera; Chrysomelidae
Source: the annotation of a GenBank genome assembly
GUCAAAGUCAGGCUAAGAGCUAUGUGAUAUGAAAGUGAAAAUAGGAAAAUAAAUAUGGAUGAUAAAAAUACAAUUUCUCAGGAUCAGAAAGAUUAUGAAGAUUUAAUGCAAAAACAAAAAAAAGAAAGAGAAGAGUAUAUUGAGAAACUUAGGAAAUGGCUAGAUGAAGCAAGAGUAUGGCAUUACAAUGUAUGUGCAGGAUUUUCCUACAAUCUUAGCAAUGGUAGAGAAAAUUCUUUUCAACAGUUUGUAAAUCCUUUUGGUAAUCUUCAACCUCAGAAUCAGACAAAUGUUUUAAGGCAAAGAGUUGGUUUUAUACCAAAUGGGAAUUACCAACAACCAUUGUUUCAAGCAGCUCAACAACCUGCACAAAAUAAUCAAACCCCACCUGUCUAUGAAUUCAUUAUACCACCCCUUUGGAAGAGAGCAGCAGCAGAGUUGAUGGAUUUCCUGCUUCUUUUGUUACUGAAAGUAGCACUGACAUUCCUCCUAUUGGAAAGUUUUGACAUUAUUGACACUGGCUAUUAUGGUCUUGAAUUGUUCCACAAAAAUUUGGAAAAUUCGGAUGGUACCGUACCAAUGGCAUUAGAACUGCUUACAUUGGAACUUCUGCAUCGUUUAAUAGUAUGUGUAUACGAGGCUUAUUUUAUGCAGGGAAAAUAUCUGGCAACUCCAGGAAAACGCUAUAUGGGACUUAUGGUGAUAUCAGUGCAAACUAUAACACCAGUACCAAACAGACCAACCGAAACAGUAACAGUAGCAAGAGCAGCGCCCUUAAGCUGGCAAAAGUCUCUAACACGAUCGACUCUAAAAAACUUACUUGUAGGUCUUUUCUUGCCAAUAUGCAUAUUCUACAUUUUCCCACAAAACCGAACCUGCUACGAUAUGAUGUCAAAGAGCCUUGUUGUGGAGUACCAUGCGGAUUUUAUAAGUUAUCAUUCCAAUCUAUAAAUGUUAUUAUAAAUAUUUCGGCCAAAUUAUAUAUGUGAUAUUGUUA